AUGCCCCGCGCAGUGAGAGGAGUCCUUAUCGAAUGCGAUCCCUCCGUCAAAGCGAUCAUCCUGAAAUACGACGAAGAAAGACACGACUAUAUCGUGGAAGAUCUCGACGAUGACAGACACCUCGUCAUCAAGGAGAGUCAGCUCGAGAAUCUGAAAUAUCGGCUUGGAAAGGAACUCGAUGAUAAGGUCAUGCAGCCAAAUGAAUCGGAAUCGGAAUAA
This is a messenger RNA of Aspergillus steynii IBT 23096, 219 nucleotides long. RefSeq names its product TFIIH complex subunit TFB5 (gene tfb5). Bases 1 to 219 code for a protein of 72 amino acids. The record is from RefSeq and is a predicted model, not a curated record. Gene Ontology annotation, biological process: nucleotide-excision repair; nucleotide-excision repair, preincision complex assembly; transcription initiation at RNA polymerase II promoter. Gene Ontology annotation, cellular component: transcription factor TFIIH core complex; transcription factor TFIIH holo complex. Lineage: Eukaryota; Fungi; Ascomycota; Eurotiomycetes; Eurotiales; Aspergillaceae. The transcript has 3 exons.